Molecule: messenger RNA, 4387 nt
Organism: Sapajus apella (tufted capuchin)
Lineage: Eukaryota; Metazoa; Chordata; Mammalia; Primates; Cebidae
Gene: NEFL
Product: neurofilament light
Exons: 3
Coding region: 363-1925 (520 amino acids)
Biological process (GO): neurofilament bundle assembly
Cellular component (GO): axon; intermediate filament; cytoplasm
Molecular function (GO): structural constituent of postsynaptic intermediate filament cytoskeleton
Source: RefSeq, a predicted model, not a curated record
AUAGGAGGGGGUGCGUGGGUGGAUACAGAAGGGAAAUGAGGGUGCAUGGGAUCUCAGAGAAAAUCAGGGGCCUCUGAGCAGAGUGUAAAGGACGAGCGCCGCAGCUCCUCGGCCCGCCGCUCGCCCCCGCCUUCCCUUUUGCGCAGAAUCCUCGCCUUGGCUGCAGCAGCGCGCUGCCCCCACUGGCCGGCGCGCUGUGAUCGAUCGCAGGCUGCGUCAGGAUCCUCCCGGCGUAUAAAUAGGGGUGGCAGGACAGCGCCGAGCCGCACACAGCCAUCCAUUCUCCCCCUUCCCUCUCUCCCCUGUCCUCUCUCUCCAGGCUCCCACCGCCACCGCGGGCCGGGGAGCCACCGGCCGCCACCAUGAGUUCCUUCAGCUUCGAGCCGUACUACUCGACCUCCUACAAGCGGCGCUACGUGGAGACGCCCCGGGUGCACAUCUCUAGCGUGCGCAGCGGCUACAGCACCGCGCGCUCCGCUUACUCCAGCUACUCGGCGCCGGUUUCUUCCUCGCUGUCCGUGCGCCGCAGCUACUCGUCCGGCUCCGGCUCGUUGAUGCACAGCCUGGAGAACCUCGAUCUGAGCCAGGUAGCCGCCAUCAGCAACGACCUCAAGUCGAUCCGCACGCAGGAGAAGGCGCAGCUCCAGGACCUCAACGACCGCUUCGCCAGCUUCAUCGAGCGCGUGCACGAGCUGGAGCAGCAGAACAAGGUCCUGGAAGCGGAGCUGCUGGUGCUGCGCCAGAAGCACUCGGAGCCGUCCCGCUUCCGGGCGCUGUACGAGCAGGAGAUCCGCGACCUGCGCCUGGCGGCGGAAGACGCCACCAACGAGAAGCAGGCGCUCCAGGGCGAGCGCGAAGGGCUCGAGGAGACCCUGCGCAACCUGCAGGCGCGCUAUGAAGAGGAGGUGCUGAGCCGCGAGGACGCCGAGGGCCGGCUGAUGGAAGCGCGCAAAGGCGCAGACGAGGCGGCGCUCGCCCGCGCGGAGCUCGAAAAGCGCAUCGACAGCCUGAUGGACGAAAUCGCUUUUCUGAAGAAAGUGCACGAAGAGGAGAUCGCCGAGCUGCAGGCGCAGAUCCAGUACGCGCAGAUCUCCGUGGAGAUGGACGUGUCCACCAAGCCCGACCUCUCCGCCGCGCUCAAGGACAUCCGCGCUCAGUACGAGAAGCUGGCCGCCAAGAACAUGCAGAACGCUGAGGAGUGGUUCAAGAGCCGCUUCACCGUGCUGACCGAGAGCGCCGCCAAGAACACCGACGCAGUGCGCGCCGCCAAGGACGAGGUGUCCGAGAGCCGCCGCCUGCUCAAGGCCAAGACCCUAGAGAUCGAAGCAUGCCGGGGCAUGAACGAAGCGCUGGAGAAGCAGCUGCAGGAGCUGGAGGACAAGCAGAACGCAGACAUCAGCGCUAUGCAGGACACGAUCAACAAAUUAGAAAAUGAAUUGAGGACCACAAAGAGUGAAAUGGCACGAUACCUAAAAGAAUACCAAGACCUCCUCAACGUGAAGAUGGCUUUGGAUAUUGAGAUUGCAGCUUACAGGAAACUCUUGGAAGGCGAGGAGACCCGGCUCAGUUUCACCAGCGUGGGAAGCAUAACCAGUGGCUACUCCCAGAGCUCCCAGGUCUUUGGCCGAUCUGCCUAUGGCGGUUUACAGACCAGCUCCUAUCUGAUGUCCACCCGCUCCUUCCCUUCCUACUACACGAGCCAUGUCCAAGAGGAGCAGAUUGAAGUGGAGGAAACCAUUGAGGCUGCUAAGGCUGAGGAAGCCAAGGAUGAGCCUCCCUCUGAAGGAGAAGCUGAGGAGGAGGAGAAGGACAAGGAAGAGGCUGAGGAAGAGGAGGCAGCCGAAGAGGAAGAAGGUAUGAUAAGAAACAAACCCCUGCAACUUCAAGUGCAAACUGGGAGUGGCUAUUUGUUAGGAGGUGGAUAAGACAAAUGAAGCCUCGCUUAUUUAUUCAUAUAUGAUUUUAGAAUCAUAAAUAAUUUUUCUGCUUGUUCAACAAACCUUUCCUAAGCACCUACUCUGAAUGAGGUCAAAAUUGACCUCAUUGGUCAAUUGGUCAAAAAUUUCAUUUUAAAAUAUAUUCAUUUAACACAUCAGCUUGGCGUCCUAAAGAACAAAAAUAGAUACCAGACACAUAAAAAAAUAGUGAGGUUAAAUCUUUGGGAGGAGCAGAGCUUUCCAUGCCUAGAAGUGGUCUCAUUCUAUUUAAAUAUGUGUUCAGUAGCAGAUUAUUCAUGGCAAGUGUUGUCUGUUACAUGUGCUUUUGGAGAGAGUGGAGCUGGGAGGCUUUGGUGAGCAUUCUGACGGUUUUAUCUGUGUUUACAGAUUAAACCUUAGCAGACAUGUUUUGACUGGACUUACCUAGGAUUUGGAUUUUGUACACUUUCUUUUUAUGUUCAAGCUGCCAAGGAAGAGUCUGAAGAAGCAAAGGAAGAAGAAGGAGGUGAAGUUGAAGAAGGAGAGGAAACCAAAGAAGCUGAAGAAGAGGAGAAGAAAGUUGAAGGUUCUGGGGAGGAACAAGCAACUAAGAAGAAAGAUUGAACCCCCAUUUCCUUAAUUAUUUCAGGAACAAUUCUCCCGAAAUCAGGUCAACCCCAUCACCAACCGAUCAACCAGUUGAGUUCCAGAUCCUAUGUGAAUUAAAAAGUCAAUAUAUGUAUAAUUCUGAGAUGACUUAGGUUGGACAUUCAAUGUUGUGCUAUGAAUUUCCUCUUUAUGCAGAGUAUCUGUUUGCUUGCAGAGUGGCUUUCUGGCUUGCUGCCAGCCUGUGCAUGGUCCACGCUUAUGAGUUCAGGAAUUAUGGCAUUGUGAAUCAUUCAGAUGUUUACAAUAAAAAACACCACGAGUAAAUAAAUUCACUAAUGUUAAUGUUAAACUUCGUGGAAAAAUAGUCCUUUGAACCUUUGGUGGUUAGCAGUUAAAGACCUUGAGUUAUGUGCAAUAAAUAGUAAAUAAAGUUAUACCGAAUGGUGUAUUUUUUGCUGUGGUUGUUAAUUAAUUAAAAUACCUUAAAGAUGGCACUGGUAUAAAGCAUAUGCCAGUGGACUAUUGACCUCCAAUUUUUUUAAGAACUCAAAAUUUUAACAAUUACCAAUACUUUUCUUUUUGUUCCCUCAUUGGAAAUUCCGAGGGAUAUAGUUAGGUCAUAACUACUCAUAAAAUCUCUCCCCUCAAAAAUGUUACUGAUAAUAAACAUGAGUAAAUGGGAAAGUCUAUAAAUAACAAUAGACUUUGCCCCAUAGCACAUAUUGUGUUAGAUUUUGGAAUGGCUUCCUAGGGAGCGAUUGUGAAAAUAUUUGACAGAUAUACUCGUUAUGGUAAAUAGGUCAUUUCAGAGUCCAGAGUGCUAACCAUUACACCAUGGAACCAGGAUAAACAGGUCAUUUCAAACUGAUAUGUCAUAAUGCAAUAUGGAUAGAAUAUGAAUCCCAUACAUUCAUCCCUAUAACUGUAUUUUAAAAUAUAGUCUAAAUAUCAUGGGCAGAGGUUGAAACCUGAGAACAUGGUAAAAUCAGAAGGAAUGACUUAUCUAUAUAUAAUUUCAGGAGGAGGGACUAUCAAAGGUUAUUUGCCACUCCACUGCAAACAUAUUGCCUGCAAUUCUGAGCUCAUGAUUUAGUAUGUUGUUAAGCGUAAUUCUGUUUCCUCAAGUAAAUAGCAUUUAAUCCCACACACUUUGAAACCUUUAAAAACUACAGAUACAGGUAAUGAAAUUAUGAGUCACUUAAGGGGGGAGGUAAUAUGCUUGUAUGUUACAUUGACAUUGCUCUGCAUGACUCUUGGAAAAUACUUGGAUUUCAAUGAUAGCUUGACUGGUUGGACAUUGCAUCAAAUACACACCCCAUAUGUCCUCUGUCCAUCAUAAAGUUAUGAACGCUCUUGCACUUGCAUUUGAUGUGGAAUAAAUAUAGAUAUUAUUAUCGGCUGUUCUGCCUUUAUUCUGAAACAAUUGCUUUGUCAGCUAAUUUCAUUCAAUAUUUGUUUUUUAGACAAUCUUUGUAAGUUAUGGAUUUAACCUGAAACCAAAGUGGUCUCCAUUUAAAGUUACUUAAUCCCUUUGUACCACCUAUUUCUAGUUAAAUAUGUGUUACUAUGCAAAUAGAUAAACUGUUUCUUUGCCAUGAUGGUAUGGACUGGAACUAUGAAUGCUCUCAAUGUAUUGGCUUCUGUAAAGAGGAGGCAUCUCCUCAGAAACCAAGCUUUUCAUAUUUAUGCUUACUAGACAUGGGAUGAUGUACAUGGCAAGUCUCAAACAGAUGCAGGCUACAUGCAAAAGUAACUUUAGCCAAAUGAAAAUCGCUGGAUGCUCUGAGAAUUGCUUCGUUGAAAUAAGAACACUGUACCAUACUCUACCCUGUGUGCCAUAAUAAAAUACUAAAAAACCUAAA